AUGUCUGCUCAAAGUCCAGUUGUGGAUACACAGUCCAAUCGUGGAUUCUUUGCCAACAUUGAAGAAUACGUUCGGGUGAUGGGAGGAAAUAAACCAAUUAAGAAGAUCCUGAUAGCCAACAACGGUAUUGCAGCUGUUAAAGGAAUUCGUUCAAUGAGAAAGUGGUGCAACGAAGUUUUUGGCAGAGCCGAUGACAUUAAAUUUGUAGUAAUGGCAACUCCUGAAGACAUUCAGGCCAAUGCAGAGUAUGUCAGAUUAGCUGACGAGUUGGUGAAAGUUCCUGGUGAAUCCAAUUUCAACAAUUACAGCAAUGUCAAAUUAAUUGUAGACAUUGCCGAACAAUACAUGUGUGAUGCUGUUUGGCCUGGCUGGGGUCACGCGAGUGAAAAUCCAGAAUUACCUUUCUCUCUUUCUCAAACUAAACGAAAAAUCUCUUUCAUUGGUCCUGACGCAUUGCCAAUGGAAGCUCUCGGAGACAAGAUUUCUUCCACAAUUUUGGCUCAAGCUGCUGGAGUUCCUUGCAUUCCUUGGUCUGGAAGUCAUGUUUCCUAUGACAUCGCUAAAGAUGGUUUGCCAAUUCCUGAAGAUAUCUAUUUGGAGUGUUGCAUCACUUCAGAGAACGAAGCACUCGAAUGUGCUCAUAAGAUUGGUUAUCCAAUCAUGAUUAAAGCAUCGGAAGGAGGUGGUGGUAAAGGUAUUAGAAAAGUUACUAAUGAUACCGAAUUGAAGUUAGGAUUUCAACAAGUCAAAAUUGAGGUUCCAGGUUCUCCUAUUUUCCUCAUGAAACUUUCGAGUGAAUCUCGACACUUGGAAGUUCAAGUAGUAGCAGACAAACACGGAAAUGCAAUUGCCCUCUACUCGAGAGAUUGUUCUGUCCAAAGAAGACAUCAAAAGAUUAUCGAAGAAGGUCCAGUAACAAUUGCUCCAAAACACGUUGUUGAUACUAUGGAGGCUGCUGCUGUCACACUUGCAAAAAGUGUAAACUAUAGCGGCGCUGGUACAGUGGAAUACUUGUAUGAGCCAACUACUCAACAAGUCUACUUUUUAGAGUUGAAUCCUAGAUUGCAAGUUGAGCAUCCAGUCACUGAAUGGAUUACUCUCACAAAUAUUCCUUCAAUUCAGCUUCAAAUUGCUAUGGGUAUUCCUUUAUACAACAUGGCAGACAUCAGAAGAUUCUUUGGAGUUCAAUUGGAGGAAUUAUAUUCUCCAUCCGUUAACAUUGAUGUGAAUGACGCCAGUAAGAGACGACCACCAGUCGGACACACUAUUGCUUGUCGUAUUACUGCUGAAAAUCCAGAAAGCGGAUUCCAACCAACUUGUGGUGGCGUGGUUGAAUUAAACUUUAGAACAGCACCUAAUGUAUGGGGAUAUUUUUCAAUUCGUUCUCAAGGCGCUGUUCAUGCAUUUUCCGAUUCCCAGUUUGGUCAUAUUUUCACUCAUGGAUCCACUAGAGAAGAGGCAAGAAAAUCUAUGUUGUUGGCACUCUCUGAACUUGCUAUUAGAGGAGAGAUUAGAACCACUGCCGAAUAUUUACAAUCACUCCUAAAAUUUGAUGAUUACAUUGACAAUAGAUACACUACAGCUUGGCUUGAUGGACUUAUUGCACGUAAAAUUAAACUGGAAAAACCAGAUACGUUUUUGGUUGUCACUUGUGGCGCUUUGCACACACUUCACAGAAUGGUAUCUGAAAGAGCAAAGAAUUGGAUUUUGGCAGUAGAGAGAGGCCAAGUUCCAUCAUUUGAUUGUGUAGAUGUUCAUUAUUCUAUUGAGCUGAUUUAUGAAAACGUUAAAUAUCAAGUUGAUGGAGUUAGGAGCGGUCCUAAUAAGUACACUUUGGCUUUGAAUGGCUCAACCAGAGAAGCAGAAUUUUCAGAAUUAAGAGACAGUGGUUUGUUAAUUAUCAUUGACAACGAAAGCCAUGUUUCUUAUGCAACUGAGGAGCCAUCUGGCCUCAGAGUUUUGGUUGACGGAAAGGUUUGCAUGUUCACCAAGGAAUUUGAUCCUUCUCAAUUAAGAUCAACAUUGAGUGGUAAAUUUAUAAGAUAUCUUGUUGAAAAUGGUGCUCAUGUCAAGCCAAAUACACCAGUCGCAGAAUUGGAAGUUAUGAAAAUGAUUGUUACUGUGUAUGCUCCAUUGCCUGGUAAAGUCAAUCACUGCUUGGUAGAUGGUACAGGAGUAAAUCAAGGAGACAUCAUUGCCAUGAUUGACCUCGAUGACAAGUCCCAAGUUAAGCGAUCACUUCCAUUUGAAGGACAAUUCCCACCAUCUAGCUCUUCUAGUACCACUGCUAGAGUACCACCAAAUAGAGUUGUAACUUCUGCAUUGGAAGUAAUUGAGAAUCUGUUAGCAGGUUACGAUUAUCCAUCAUUUAUUUUCAAUGACAAGUUGAGUCAGGCUGUUACUUCUUUGAAAAAACUUGGAGAUAGAAAUGUUCUCAUUCACGUACUGAUUGAGAAGAUUUCAGUUUUAAGAAAAUUUUUGCCAAUUUCCUUGAUUAAGGAUGUUAACAACGUCUUGCUCAAGAGAAAGGAGCAAUAUGAUGAAUAUUGUUGUCAAGACAACGAUGAUCACACACAUGAUGUCUACAACGAAGAUUUAAUCAAGGAACUGGUUACUCUCUUCAAGAAUUUUGAGAAUGGACUUGAAGGAGGAAAGAAGGACGAAUUUUUGCAGGCUGCCAAACCAGUUUAUGAAAUUUUUGACCUUUUCAACUCUGGAUACAAACAACAUGCUUAUAACGUUCUUUCAAAGCUUUUGGAAACUUAUUUGGAAACUGAAAAAGGUUUUGAUACUAAAGGAGGAAAGAGAAAGGAAGCUGUAUGGUUCGAUUUAAGAGAAAAGCACAGCGACAAUCUCACCAAGACAUAUCAAAUUGGACUUUCACACUGCAGACUUAGAAGUAAGAACAAAGUCAUUCGUUCUCUUUUGGAAGUUAUUGAAGAUCUCGACAUGGUUAAAGAGUUUACUCCAACUCUCGAUGAACUUGCAGCAUUUGUUGCUCCUGAAUACAGCGAUGUUGCAGUUGCAGCUAAGCACAUCUUAACAACAAGCAGAUUGCCUUCUAAGAAGAGAAUGAAGGAUGAAAUGGAAGGAUACCUUAAAGAUGGCCUUGAAGCAACUGACCAACAACAAAAGUUAGCUUGCUUGAAAGAGUUGAUUGUUAAGUCUAACUACAGCUUUGAUAUCCUUCUCGAGUUCUUCUCUGAUCCAAAUGAAAAAAUUGCUGAUUUGGCUGCAGAAGUUUACAUUAGAAAAGCAUACUGUACGUUUGAUAUCAAUAUCGUGAAGUCUGCAUCCCACGGAAAAUACAAGACUGUAGAAUUCAACUUUAUGAAUACUGAGAAAUCAACUAACUCUGGAUCCUUAAAGUCUGAUGGUAUUGUUGGAUCCAUUUCUAUGGAUUCCUUGAACACACUUUCUGAAACUGAAGAUAACCUUGGCUUUGGAGUUAUGAGCAUUUUCGACUCCCUCCAUGAUGUCGAUAAUUAUCUUCCUGAAGUGUUGAAGAUUUUCGAGAAUAAUGAUGAUGCAGACCAUACCAACGUUUUGAAAGUGUUGCUAAAGUGGAAUCAAACAAUUACUCCAAAUGAUACAGAACUCGUUUCAGCUCUUACAACUAUCAUGAAGAAACAUAGCAAGCAACUUGAAUAUAAUGAAAUCAAGAGAGUAACAGUGGUUGUAGAAAUUCAAGGAAGAUUACCAUUCUAUUUUACAUUCAGGCAAAGAAUUAACUACAACGAAGAUCCAAUGUACAGACACAUUGAGCCAACUCUUGCGUUCCAACUUUUCCUCAAGAAACUUUCAAACUAUGACGUCAACCCUUAUCCUUGUAGAGACCCAUCUGUGCACGUUUUCUAUGGUCAAAAGAAGAAGGAACUUGGUUUGAAUAGAUAUGAUUAUUUGAACAAGAGAUUCUUUGUUCGUACUCUUGUUUUACAAGGUGAUAUUUUCACUGAGGAGAAUCCUGAAGAAUUACAAAUUUCAGAACUUGAAAGAUAUGUUGUUGCAUCAAUCAAUGCAUUGGAAAUUGCAAUGGCUGAUAAGAACUAUGCUGCCAGCUAUGCAAAUCAUAUUUUCGUCAACUUUUUACCAGAAGUUGUUGUUAAAGCUGACAUGGUCGGUGAAAUUAUUGAAAGAUUCCAAAAGGUUUAUGGUAAGAGAUUGUGGAAAUUGAGAGUUAGUGAAGUGGAAGUACGAUUUACUGCUAAAUUCUCAAAGACAUCUCAACCUCAAACAUUCAGAUUUAUUGCUCGUGACGAUACAGCUUAUAAUCUCACACUAGAUAUUUAUCGUGAAGAGAAGGAUCAAAAUACAGGUAGAACUGUUUAUAAGACUGUUGUAGGAGAAAAGAAGCCAUUAGAAGGACUUGAUGUAAAUAUUCCACAUCCAAUUCUUCAAACAGUGGACCAAAAGAGAGUUAUUGCUCACAACAAUGAAACAUCAUAUGUUUAUGACUUCCCAUACUUGUUCGAGAGAGCAAUUCAUGGCAUGUGGAAGGAAUACAAUGAGUUAACGCAAGAGCCAAUUCCCUCUGUACUCUUACAAAAGGUUGAGUAUAUCUUGAACAAUGAGACUCGUAAGCUUGUGGAAAAUCCAAACAAGGAUGCUAUUGGUAAAAACACUUGUGGUAUGGUUGUUUGGAAACUUACCAUGUACACACCAGAAUGCAGAGAUGGCAGAGAUAUGAUCCUCAUUGCAAACGAUAUUACGUUCCAAUCGGGAUCAUUCGGUGUCAUUGAAGAUGAAGUAUUCCAAUUGGCAAGCGAGAUGGCAAGAAACUUGAGGAUCCCAAGAUUCUAUAUUGCUGCCAACUCUGGUGCUAGAAUUGGUUUGGCGGAUGAGGUCAGAGAACUCUUCAAAGUUGAAUGGACUGAUCCAAAUGACUGCACUAAGGGGUUCAAAUAUCUUUACCUCACCGAAUUUGAUUAUGAGAAGCUUCAAAAAACUCACUCUGUGAACGCAACAUUGAUUGAAGUUAACGAUGAAAAGAGAUGGAAGAUUAUUGACAUUAUUGGAAAAGAAAAUGGUAUUGGUGUUGAAAACUUGAGAGGAUCAGGUAUGAUUGCUGGUGAAACCUCUCGUGCCUACGAAGAAAUUUUCACAAUGAACUAUAUUGCUGCAAGAAGUGUUGGUAUUGGUGCCUAUGUGAACAGACUCGGUCAAAGAAUCAUUCAGAACAGAAGAGCUCCAAUCUUGCUUACUGGUGCUGGUGCCUUGAACAAAGUUUUAUCUAGAGAAGUUUACACAAGCAACUUGCAAUUGGGAGGUAUUCAAAUCAUGUAUCCAAACGGUGUAUCUCACUUGGUUGCAGCGGAUGACUAUCGUGCCAUUCAACAAGCUAUGAAAUGGUUGCAAUAUGUACCUAAAACCAUUGGAUCUCCUCUCCCAGUGUUGAAGAAUUUAGAUGAUCCAGAACGUGAAAUUGGCUUUGUUCCACUUGAAGGAUCUCACUAUGACUUUAGAGAAAUGUUGGUUGGUAAAUAUCUAGAAAAUAAUGAUGAAAAAUCAUAUUUGAGUGGAUUCUUUGACAAGGACUCGUUCUUUGAAACCCUCGGAGGAUGGGCUAAGAAUAUCAUCGUUGCUCGUGCCAGACUUGGAGGUAUUCCUAUGGGUGUUAUUGCUGUUGAUACAAAGACUUACGAACAAGUGAUUCCAGCAGAUCCAGCCGACAGUAACUCACGAGAACGUGUGGUUCAAAAAUCUGGACAAGUUUGGUAUCCAGACUCUGCAUUCAAGACUGCUCAAGCCAUCAAUGACUUCAAUAAGGGAGAACAAUUGCCACUCAUGAUAUUUGCCAACUGGAGAGGUUUUUCUGGAGGGCAAAGAGACAUGUUUGAUGAAAUUCUCAAGUUUGGUUCCUACAUUGUCGAUGCUUUAACUCAAUACAAACAACCAGUGUUUGUUUAUAUUCCUCCACACGGAGAAUUGAGAGGAGGUGCAUGGGUCGUAGUAGAUCCAAUGAUCAACAAUGAAGUUAUGGAAAUGUUUGCUGAUGAAAAGUCAAAGGGUGGUAUUUUGGAAGCAUCAGGUAUUGUGGAAAUCAAGUACAGAAAACAAGAAAUUGUUGCUACUAUUCAACGUUUGGAUGAAGAAUACAUUAGACUCAGCAGAGAGUUGGGUAGCUCUGAAAUUUCUCUUCAAGAAAAAGACCAAAUUAAAUUGAAGAUGGAAAAGAGAGUUGAACGAUUACUUCCAAUCUAUACUCAAGUUGCUGAAUGCUUUGCUGAUCUACAUGACACUCCAGGAAGAAUGAAGGCUAAGGGUGUUAUCACCGAAGUUGUAUCAUGGAAGAACUCUAGAUCCUACUUUUAUUGGAGAUUAAGAAGAAAGCUUCUUGAAUUCUCAUUGUUGAACCAAUUGAGCGAUUGUGUCACUGAAAACAAGAUCAGUGUCAAGAGACAAAUCUUGAGAGAACAAGUCAUCAACAAUGAACAAUUGUGGAAUAAUGACAAGGAUUUCCUUUCUUGGGUUGAAACUAACAGCCACACUGUUCAGCAAUGCAUUGCUAAAAUCAGACGUGAAAAGGUCAAGCAAGAUGUUGCUACUUUGUGCUCUGGAAAUGCUGAUGCCGUUCUUGAAGGAUUGCUUUCUUAUUUGGAACAUAAUUCUGUGGAUGAAUCUUUGAAAGAAAAGCUUCGAAAGCUUCUCUAA
Messenger RNA from Naegleria lovaniensis, 6651 nucleotides. RefSeq lists its product as uncharacterized. Gene Ontology annotation, molecular function: metal ion binding; acetyl-CoA carboxylase activity; ATP binding. The coding region runs from base 1 to 6651 and encodes 2216 amino acids. NCBI's taxonomy places the organism in Eukaryota, Heterolobosea, Eutetramitea, Acrasida, Naegleriidae. The record is from RefSeq and is a predicted model, not a curated record. Gene Ontology annotation, biological process: fatty acid biosynthetic process. The transcript has a single exon.